Molecule: messenger RNA, 3294 nt
Organism: Babesia bigemina
Lineage: Eukaryota; Apicomplexa; Aconoidasida; Piroplasmida; Babesiidae
Product: TBC domain-containing protein
Exons: 5
Coding region: 1-3294 (1097 amino acids)
Biological process (GO): protein phosphorylation
Molecular function (GO): ATP binding; protein kinase activity
Source: RefSeq, a predicted model, not a curated record
AUGGAUCAGCCCGGAUUUUGGAAUGAAUUUUCGAAAUUGAACCUAGUUUUUGAGCACAUCAAGCUCACUGGACCUGGCAUCGACGCGGCAGGUGACCAUGGCAAGGGCGUGGUUGCGGAAGCGUUCCACUACCUCAGGACGCUAUGGCAUCCUAAUGUGUGCUGCUACACGGACAUGCUGAGGACGGCCGAGGGCACGCACAUCCUGGUGUCUGAAGGCUACUCGCUGACUUUGGACGACGUCAUAAGGAGCUACGCUCAAAGCAGCAAUGCAUUCGUCAGCGAAGAGGUUACGAGUGGUCUUAAGUUCGACGCUAUUGCGCAUCAAAUCAUUUGCGGACUACAGUACCUCCAUGCACAUGGCAUCGAACACGGGGCGCUUGGGCCGCACAACAUAUACAUCCACAGUGACGGCACGGCAAAGAUCGGGUGUUAUGCGUCGCACUAUCUACACAGGGUGGCGUCAACGUCUAACGUCAAAGCAAACCGCGGGAAUGCUGGUACUAGCGGCACCGCCGUUCGUGGAGGGGCUACGGUGGUUAAGCGGUCCACCGAUAACACUGCAGACAUUAGCGGCUUGGAUUCUUACGGGUCUAUGAGAUGCUACAGCUCUCCAGAAUUGUUGACAGGCGCCUGCCGCCCAACUGCCUGGAUGGAAGCAGUUAAAAACGAUAUUUGGGCCCUGGGCAUGACAUGCUUACAGAUUAUUGGCGUGAUCAUAGCCCAAGAAGCCGCAGUCACGUCGCGUAAAGACAGUUCUGCUGUCGAGCCCCAAAUCAGUGCGGUCAGGACGUAUGAAGAAAUGGUCAAAAUAUCUCACUGCACUCACACGCCAUCGUUGCAGGACGAUGCAUUUAGAGUCUCGGGCUCACUCAUACGUUUGGCAAAUGAACGUCUGGUUGGAGUUGGUGAUCUAUCAGCCGUAGGGAUCAACAUUGUUGGGACCUGCGCGGAAACGCGUACCUCAGAUGACGGCGAUCACACCCAGCAAUCAGGAGAGGAUUUACUCGACCAACUGGUGCAAAAAAUGCUUGACGACGCAGCCGCAACGCCCGUUGUAGUCCACUUUGACCUAACCGAUGAGGCCAAAAGUGGCGUGGGUCGGCAAAGAACGAUCGAAUCCAACACCACGGAGACGGAGUCGCAGGACACGCAGGAUUCCGCUGAAGUGGGCGAUGACUCUUCACGACGCAAAACCAUCGUCGGCGUCGUCCGAGAAAUAUUGAAUUGGUACACAGGCAAAUCUGUGGUCGAAGACCUCUUGGAUUUCGUUGGCAUUGAUCUCAGAAAAGGGCGAACCGAUCCAACUCGGGAAAACAAUGCCACCGUUCAGCAGGUCUAUACCAUUUUCCACAUUGCUACCCAGUGCCUCAUAAUCGACCCGAUAAAGCGGCCAACUGUGAUGGAUAUGUUGAUCUUCCAGCAACCCAAGGCACGUGGUGGCAGGAUAUACCGAGACAGUCGAGAGGACACCUUCGGUUGGAGCCUGAUAUCCGCCCAGCGCGGCGGCGCCAAGUACAGCUUGGGACUGCGCAUACCAAUCAACGAGUUCCUGAAUCGCAGCUACAGGAAGAGGUACCUUAACAUCAGGGAGCUGGACAAGCUGGAGCUGCACAUUGACGAUCUGUUCUACCUGUGGAGGUUGAUGGGUAACGACCCGCUCGACCUGGUAGAGGACGCGCAAUAUUCGAACAAGGAUAAGGGUGCUACAUACUCGAGGCAAAACGUGCCCCUGCAUGAACUUAUGAAAAUAUGUGCCAAGGCCGACCUUUUCCCCAUCAUCAUAGAACACCAAAUCAGGCCAACAUGUGCAUACGCAAGGCAGUUCUCAUUCCUGUACCAAUGGAUACGGCUACGGAGAUUCGAUAAGCUGCUACAUAACGGGCUGGAAAGUAAAUACCAGAUAUCGACUGAGGCGCAACUCGAUAUACCGCCUAUGCGCCGCAAGCACAUUUGGUGCGUGCUUUUAGGGCUUGACGCUCCGUUCGGGCUGCCGAUGUCAGACGUGGAAAUGGACGAACCGGUGCAGGAGAGUGUCGCUGUAGAGAUCACAAAGGCGUUGAAGAGAUUUGACAACGACAUCUUGCAUUCGAGGAGGUGCGUCGAACUCAUGGCGAAGGUUGGGUGCGCAAUCCAGCAGGACCACGGCCUCGAAUCGCUGCCUAGCUCUCUGUACGUCACUUUCGGCCCUUUGGUUGUGCAGUACUACGAGUUCAGCGAACUCUUCAUGGACGCAGCCAUGAACAUUUUCGACAAGUACCUAAAAAGCUACUACGUGCCCUCCGGGUCAUUCGUGCAGAACGACCUGGAGGAAUUCAAUACGAUGCUAAACUUCUUCGACCCCGAGGUGGCGGCGCACCUGCAGCGGGUAGGAGCCUUUGCCGACUCCUUCGCCCUGCUGUGGUUCAUGAGCCUCUUCGCGGAAACGGCGUCGCUUCAGCAGCUGAAUGUGCUGUGGGACACUAUGCUCAACUUCCCGCGCAACUACGUCAAGUACCUCGCUGUGGGAGUGCUGCACAGCGCCAGAGAUGGCAUUCUGCAGACCACAACCGCGCCGAACGCCAUAUCGUACAUCUCCAGCCUCAUCGAGGCGGUCAACGCCCCGAUGCUCAACUCCAUGUGCAUCAUCCUGUACACCAUCUGGGACCACAUCCUCUUCCCCAAGGAGUCGGCUCGGGCCAAGGGCAUACCAAGGUUCGACAGCAUCCCAGAAAAGUCCAACGCGUUGGAUGUCGGGUUCGUUGCGACGGAAGCUGGAGUCGAUGGGAUUGUCGACGUCGAACGCGCCAUGUUCACCUUCAGAGCCGACGUGUACCCGCGGCAGCGGUGCUUCAAGCUGGCGCUGAAGCAGUUCGCCGAGGUCUUCGACGGCUGCCUCGUCGUCGACCUUCGCUCAGCGGACGCUUACAAGCUCGGACACAUACCGAACUCGUGUCAUAUCGCAAGGCUCCUCGCCUGCCUCGAAAAACGUGACGAGGCGGUGCUGAAGUCGCUGGUCAGAGACCUCGUCAGCAGCAACCCCGAUAAUGCAUCGGGAUUAGAUCCGAACAGCAUACGUCGCAAGCACCAGCUCGGCAAAAAUUGCGAGACGCUUCUCGGCCUUGGCGACAAGGCCUGGUCGCAGGAAGGGCUGAAGGAGGCGUGCAUACUGCUGGCUGCGGGGGAUGGCUCCGAUUUGGACAAGGAACAAGACGCUUUGCAGCGCCUGAUAUUCGAGUUCCACGUGGCGCAUGUAUGCUACUAUCGCAUAAACGCGGACGACUGGCCCAAGCUAUUCACCCUCUCGCAGAUAUAG